Pyrgilauda ruficollis (rufous-necked snowfinch) is the source of this 2623-nucleotide messenger RNA. RefSeq names its product acyloxyacyl hydrolase (gene AOAH). The transcript has 22 exons. The coding region runs from base 1 to 1875 and encodes 624 amino acids. Gene Ontology annotation, biological process: negative regulation of inflammatory response; lipopolysaccharide catabolic process. NCBI's taxonomy places the organism in Eukaryota, Metazoa, Chordata, Aves, Passeriformes, Passeridae. The record is from RefSeq and is a predicted model, not a curated record. Gene Ontology annotation, molecular function: calcium ion binding; acyloxyacyl hydrolase activity.
AUGCUGAGUGGCUCUGGCAACUCCUGUGGUUCAAGGUCGUUAGUCAUCCGCUGCUGCUGCAGGAGACACCGGAGCGCUGAGCCAGAGCUGUGCAUCCAACCCUCUUGGUCCGCCAGGCCAGCUAGGAUGAAGGAGUCUAGGCAAACAUUCCUUAAUUUAUUCUGCAUCCUCUGGCUCUUGCUGCUGCUGAAGACUGCCUCUUCCUCCCCUCUACCCCGUGGAAAAGACCCACGAGCCCCUUCGCUCCCCUUUGGGCUGUACAAAGGACACACCUGUGUUGGAUGCGUGCUUGUGGUGUCUGUCAUCGAACAGCUUGCACAGUGGCACAACAGUACAGUAAAGGCAGCUGUGGAGAGACUGUGUGACUACAUACCUGAAAAACUGCAAGGUUUCUGUUAUGUGCUUGCUGAACUUUAUGGACCACACAUAGCUGAACUCAUAGACAGGGAAAUGAAUGCCGAUGUGGUUUGCCAUUCCUUGAGGCUGUGUAAACAGGAUCCAGGACAACCACUUUGUCAUCUCUACUCUCCUCCAAAGGUGGGACUGAGUGUUGCAAUAAGAAAAGCAAAAAGAAUUAUGAAGACUUCCAAGGACUUGAAAAACUUCAUGGGCUUCUCAAGUGUAUGUGCAUUUCCUCUUCUGGCUAACCUGUGUGAGAAGAUUAAAUAUGUUCUAAGAAAUAAACUGCCUUUUGAAGAUUUUGAUGGAGAUAAAUUUAGUACCUUCCCAACAUUGAGGGGCUAUCACUGGCGAGGCAGAGACUGCAACGACAAAAACACAACUGUGUACCCUGGCAGGCGUCCUGAUAAUUGGGAUGCAAAAAGUGACUCUAACUGCAAUGGUAUAUGGGGUGUGGAUCCAAAAGAUGGAAUUCCCUAUGAAGAGAAGUUCUGCAAAGGUGCAGACUCCAGAGGGGUCGUGCUCCUGGGAGACUCGGCCGGCGCUCACUUCCACAUCCCUCCCGAGUGGAUGACCGUCACACAGAUGUCAGCGAAAUCAUUCGCUAAUCUCCCCAUGGCUUUCAGUGAUGAGUUUGACUGGCCCCAGUUCUCAGAGAUCACUGGAUUUCUCAAUUCCACCAUCGGAGGGUGGACAGACUCUCUCUAUCUACGUUUACGCAAGAGAAAUCGCUGUAAUCACAGAGACUUGCAGAACAUUUCCCAGAAUGGUGGUUCUUCAGGAAACCUCCUCUCUUUAAUAAAAAGUUUGGCCAGAAACCAGCUGUUGGACAAUCCAGCCAUAGUUAUCUACGCUACAAUUGGGAAUGAUGUCUGCAACGGGGAACGUGACACACUGGCCCACAUGACCACACCCAAAGAAAUGCUCUCCAAUGUGGUGCAAGCUCUGCGAUACCUGGACUCCCAUCUUCCAAAUGGCAGCCAUGUGAUUUUGACAGGCUUGGUGGAUGGUCGCUUCCUCUGGGAUAACCUGCAUGACAGAUACCAUCCUCUAGGACAACUGAACAAGGAUGUCACGUACAGUCAACUCUACUCUUUCCUCGACUGCCUCCAGGUGAGCCCCUGCAGCGGCUGGCUGACCCCCAAUGAGACCCUGAGGAAUCUGACCUCGGAGAGAGCAUUACAACUUUCCAAUGUCCUGAAAGAAAUAGCAAGAUCUGAGAAAUUUGCCAACUUUGAUAUUUUCUACAUGGAUUUCCCACUGAGACAAACGGCCGAGGAGUGGCACAAGAUGGGAGGUGAGCCCUGGCAGCUGAUCGAACCAGUCGAUGGCUUCCACCCCAGCCAGAUUGCUGCAGCCCUUGGAACAGGCAUUACCUGGCAGAAGGCACUACACGAGUGGCCUCAAGUGCUUGGCAAGGAGAAUCCAUUCAAUGAUCAGAUUGAAGCCAUAUUCAAAGAUCAAGGUGGACACUGACUUCCGAACUGCUGGAACCCUCACGCAAUUGGUGACGGCACUUCCACGAGUCAAGGUGAUUAAAGACACACACAAAAAAAGGUGGAGAGGAAGUUAUCAGAGCCAGUAGCAGUGGACAUAACACAAGAGCAUUAUUUUCAGUUUGUAUCUCACCUGCACAAGUAGGCUAUGCUUUUUCUGUGGAGCUACAAAAAUAAAAAUCAAAGGAUAGCUGCCAGCUAGACCAUUUAUUGUUCCAGUUUGAAAAUCUGUGCUUCUUUUUUCCACAUGCAGCAAACUCCUACCCCUACCUACUCUUUUUUCCUUCUGCAGAACAUUUCUAGGUUUUCUGUUUGCAGUGUUUCAACAGUUAAUCUGAUCCCAAAAGGAGAGGGGGGGAACCCCAAACUCAUUAUGUUGCUAUAAAUUGUGUGUAUGUAAUUGCCUUGACUGUCAAUACAUUAUUUAGCUGCUAUUUGCUUAUUAAAGUGUGCCAGGAAUAACAAGGCACUACAAUUUUGAUGCGCCUGGCAGCAUCAGCACAGGCUGACUGAGCACAGGUUCUCUUCCCCCAUUAAUAAGUUAUUAGGUUGACAACACUUCAUGUAUUUAAAAAGCAGGUUGUUUUUUCAACCUGUAAUGUAUCUCUGCUUUUUUUGCUUCCUAAGGAAAAUAAUAUGCCAAGUCCUAUGUCUUUUAUAGGCAAGGGAAUCACUGAAAAUACUGGGUAGCCCUUGCUUCAUAGGCACUCGAAGAUGGAGAAUUACUG